This is a messenger RNA of Boleophthalmus pectinirostris (great blue-spotted mudskipper), 3440 nucleotides long. RefSeq names its product 5-hydroxytryptamine receptor 3A-like. Lineage: Eukaryota; Metazoa; Chordata; Actinopteri; Gobiiformes; Gobiidae. Bases 1517 to 2968 code for a protein of 483 amino acids. Gene Ontology annotation, molecular function: extracellular ligand-gated monoatomic ion channel activity; neurotransmitter receptor activity; transmembrane signaling receptor activity. Gene Ontology annotation, biological process: regulation of membrane potential; signal transduction; nervous system process. The transcript has 8 exons. Gene Ontology annotation, cellular component: membrane; synapse; neuron projection. The record is from RefSeq and is a predicted model, not a curated record.
UUUUCAUUCAAUUUAGUUAACAUUCAGGAAAGCAUGCAAGGGACAUUUUUUGCACUGGCUGGAUGGGGGUUAAACUGGACACAGGUGGUCACCCGAGACUAAAGUAUACAUUUCUAUUCAUAUAUACAUACCAGACAAAUCAAUAGAAAAAACUUAAAUAAUAAUCAACAAAUAGAAAUUUUAGGUGUUUUCCAUUUUAAUUUCUGUUACGUUCGUAAAAUGUAGAUUAGGAAAUGAGAAUUAUGUAGCUAUUAUAUUCUGUUACUAAUAAAGCAUUAAACAUUGUGGUUCAAAAGCUUUUUGACUUCUAAGCAUCAACAUCUGUAUUCUGCUUCUGGACAUUUUAUGAUGAAUUUAUUUCCAUAAUCAGUUAUAACUUAGCGCUUCAAGACAACUUCCACCUUUAAAGCCAAGCCAAUCACAAACCACUGUUCAGAUCAGAAUACAUUUUAUCCUCAUUGUCGGUGAACAACAUUCACAAACUACAAAAAUGCUUUGGCAAUACACUGCAAAACAAUGAAAAUAUAAUUACAUUACAUUUAAACUAAUGAAAUAAAAUAAAGUAAUGCAAACAAUAACAUGUUAGACAGAAAUACAUUUUGACUGAAUAUAAAUACAAAAUUUUCAGUAUGAACAAGACAUUUUUAAAUAUUUUUAGAGAUAAUACUUUGCUGUAAUAAUACCAUAUGUGCAUUGUGCAGACAUUAAAGGUUCACUUCCAUUUCAAAACAGAAAAAGGUGCAUUAUAUAACUAUGUAACUGUGGAGGGUCUGACUACUUGUUUUCAUGGAGGUGCUACGCCAUUUGCCUGGAAUGUUCCACAGUAUGGCAUUAAAUCUAUCUCUAUGGAGACAAGCAAGUGAUACAACCAGGCCAAGUUACGGGUCAUAUCAGAGGGUCCCCACUCACUGUAAUAAUGUAUGUUUUGCAGGUAUUUUGGAGCAAUGAAAUACACUUGUAACUGAAUAAAUUUAAUAUUGAUCGCUUAAUUUAAUAACAGUAAAACUAUCACAAAAUUAGGCAUUUACUGUUUAGACAGUAACAGCUGUAGGUUAAGGUCCCCAGAGAGUGUAGGUGUUGAAAAAUAAAACGGGUGAGAGAAUGGCCCAAUCAUAGGUGUUAAAAAACAAGUCCUGAUAUUUUUAUUUUAUUUUACACUGUAUUUGUUUAUAGUUAUACAUGCAUUUAAAAAAUAUUUUUCUUAACUUUUAAACGCUAAUAAUACUUAACUUAUUAUAAAAUUGAUCGGGAUUUGUUGAGGGUAUUGUAUAGUAUAGCAUCAGUUGUUACAGUUAUCUGUCUGGGGAGUUAAUUAGCAUACCCCUCUAAUUAAAAACCAUUGCAGUUUUAGUCAGAGUAUCUUAUUCCUGGUGAAGCUGCUUAAGGACAGUGCACAAUGACUCUAUGGAGCCUCAGCCUCUUUAGCUUACUUUUAUUAUCAGGUAAUGGCAAGUAACCUCUUUAUGAAUGAGUGCUUUGUAGAUAAGACUGACUUUGCGUAAUGUAAUGUAAUUUAAUGCUAUUUUACUGUCUUUUUAAUGUUAUUUACUUAUUUUGUGACUGUAAUUGUGGAUUGAUAAUGAUGCUUUGUUUGCCAGCGUCUUUGUGUUCAAGUAAACUAACGUGUCAGGAGGGGCACAGUGGUCCGACCUAUGAGUCCAUGCAGGCUGUGUUUGACCUUCAGGCUUUUCGUCCUGCAGUGAACCUCAGUAACCCCACCAUUACCAACAUCUCAUUCACGCUCUAUGCAGUCCUAGGAGUGAAUGAGAAAGCACAGAUCCUCACCACUUUUCUCUGGCUUAGAUUGUAUUGGCAACAUGAGUUUCUAAUAUGGGAUCCAGACGAGUGUGAUGGCGUUACAAGGAUCUCUCUCCCUGUGAAGCAGCUGUGGUCUCCAGACAUCAUUGUUUAUGAAUUUGUGGACGAUGACGUGUCCCAGGCCUGUCCCUUUGUCUACGUCAACCACACGGGACAUAUCCGCUGGGACAGGAUGCUUCGACUCGUCUCCGCCUGCAACCUGGAAAUCUUCAGUUUUCCUUUUGAUGUUCAGAACUGCACCUUUACGUUUGGCUCCUACAUGCACACCAUCCGAGAUGUGAGGGUCAGCCCUGCUCUCACUUUCAAGGAGAUGUCUGGAAACUCCAAGCGUUAUCUGGAGGCCAGUGGAGAGUGGGAGCUGGUGGACAUCCUGGGUGAGACCUCCAUCCUGCAGUUUGGCAUCGACGAGUGGGACAUCAUCACCUUCUGGGUGGUGAUCAAACGUCGUCCAGUUCUGUACGUGGUAAACCUCCUGAUCCCCAGCUCUUUCCUCAUGAUCAUCGACAUCUUGUCCUUUUACCUGCCUCCACACAGUGUGGACCGUGCCUCCUUUAAGAUGACCCUCAUCUUGGGCUACACCGUCUUCCUCCUCAUCAUGAAUGACCUGCUGCCCAGUACAGCCAAUGGCACACCCAUAAUAGGUAUCUACUUUUCUGUUUGUCUGGCCCUGAUGGUGAUAAGUUUGCUGGAAACUGUAAUAAUCACCAAUGUUCUCCACCACAACUCCAUGAAAUACAAGGAGGUCCCAAACUGGGUCAGAAUAGUUGUCCUCAAACAUAUUGCUCGUCUCAUCUGCUACCGCUGGCCAGAGGAUGUACCACCUGCUACAAAACAAGAAGAAGAAAAACCCAAUAAUCUUAACUGCACACCCCCCCAAACAGUCAUCCAAACAGAAAACAACGUGUCUGUCUCACACCCACCCAGCAGCUAUGGAGGUGUAGUCCUCCCUGAACUCCAGCAGAUCUGUCAGUAUGUGGGGGACCUGAGAUCACACCUCCACUCGCUGCAGAAGGAGAGCGAGCUACAGGACCAGUGGUGUCACGUUGGCUAUGUUCUAGACUUCCUCCUCUUCAGAAUCUACCUCCUCCUCAUCUCCUGCUAUGCCAUGGUCAUCAUUUGUAUGUGGUGCAUCUGGAUAAGCCAGGAUUAGACAAGCUAAUUAAGAAAAAAAAAAGCACAAAAUCAUAUACAAUUUAAAGGAACAAUAUUCUGCUAUUUUCUGAUCAAUGUUAUAAUGUUGUUUCCUCAUCACAAACAUAUCCCGCUAUGUUUAGUUUCAUUCACACGUUUAACACACAAACCCUGCAUAUUUAGGCUAAGUUCUUUUCUCAGAUUGGAAACACUCUGUUCUACCGUGUGAGGUGUUUUAAAACUCCAUACACCUUCACUAGAAUCAUUAGGAUGAUUGGAACUGUCAAUUUCUACUCACCUAAAGGUAAAAGGUAGCUGCUAAAUUGAAAACUACCACUUCAUGACAUCACAAGGUGAAACUGAGCAUUUUGAGCACUGUAGAGAUAUGUUUUUGAUGUGGUAACAACAUUCUAACAUGGCUAUUUUGUGUAAUAUAGGACAUUUAAGAAAAACUGUGCAAAGUCAUAUAAAAUUUAACAGAUAAAAUAAAA